AUGUUCAUAUUAUCCAAAAUAUCAGACUUGGUACGUGUGCCGCCUGACGAAUUUCACAGAUCAACGAAAUCGGCCGUUGUACAUCAAUUGAACAAGAAGUUUUCCAACCGGAUUAUCCCACAUGUUGGCUUGUGUAUCACGGUUUUUGACGUUUUGGCAGUUGACGAGGGCCAAUUGAAACCAGGAGAUGGUGCCUCUUACAUCAAUACAACGUUUAGGGCGCUCGUUUUCAAACCUUUUGUAGGAGAGAUCAUUACCGGUUGGAUCUCACAAUGCACAGCUGAAGGUAUCAAAGUAUCGCUUCUAGGAGUGUUUGACGACGUAUUUAUUCCGCAAAAGAUGUUAUUCGAGGGCUGUUUUUUCUCACCAGAUGAUUCGGCUUGGGUAUGGCCCAUGGACGAAGAGACGAAGCUGUACUUCGACGUUAAUGAGAAAAUCCGAUUCCGCGUCGAACAAGAAGUGUUCGUAGACGUCAAGCCAAAAUCACCCAAGGAAAGAGAAAUUGAAGAACAGGAACAACAAGAAGCACAGGCUGCGGGUACACAAAGCGCGAAAAAGGAUACCCCACCUGCCUAUGCGCUCCUUGGGAGUUGCCAAACUGACGGGAUGGGUCUCGUCGGAUGGUGGGAAUGA
Molecule: messenger RNA, 633 nt
Organism: Lachancea mirantina
Lineage: Eukaryota; Fungi; Ascomycota; Saccharomycetes; Saccharomycetales; Saccharomycetaceae
Source: the annotation of a GenBank genome assembly